GUCAUCUCCAGUCCCUUUGUCCUUGGCGUGUUAUGACACCAACUGCAUGGCACUAUUCCGGGCAUCUUCUCAUUGCCCGCCAAGGGUUUCCUUACUUGCUUGUCGAAAGAGGAUGACUUCAUACCUGUAGAUUAAUAGAACGAUAUAUUUCACUAUACUGUAACUUAUUUGAUAUGCUUUUUCAGGCUUAAGCGUGCGUUUGGCCACGAAUAUACCCGCCAUGGCUGCAAAGAGCCGACUUGAAUUGCUUCCCCACGAGAUCUUGCUGCAUAUCAUCCAGUUUCUGCUAGUUCCCGACGUCGUCAACCUCCAGUCGGUUUCCAAACAGCUCCUCCGGAUCUGCCGAGACAAUCCCCAUUGGCGUGGACGAUGCCUUGAGAAUUCCGUCUUCCUCGAACGAGUGUCGUUAUUCAGGCGAGGCUCUGACUGGUUCGAUGAGGAAGGAAUACCGUUGAGCAGAGCGGCACCAACAGACCAUCAUCCUCUACAGUACCAUAACGCGAUAGAGGCGAUAGGCCUGCUGUCUAGUAGAAAGAGGGAAAGAGAAUACUCGCGCAUUGCUGCUAAUUGGGACCCUACGUUCCCCGGAGAGAAGACUAGCUGGUAUCACGAAUUCAUACAACGGAAUGCGCCGGUGGUUACCAAUUGGUUCGAGCGACCUCCGGCCCUCGACGGCCCUGCAGAGGAGGCUGUUGAUGUUCGCGGCGCUGCACUGUACGAACCUUACAAGACGGAAAACCAGCUCUUUGCUGUCUCGCCACUCGAUGACGGGUCUAUAUGUAUAUGGGACGUAAAGGGUUCCAAGGUCAAGAAGGGAUCUAUUCUGUCAAGGAGUAGGCCGGGUGUUCUAUGGCAUACGCAGGGCACAUCAUCUGGAAACGUAUCAAACCAGUCUGUCGACAGAGGGAUCAUUGAAUGUGUGAGCGUCGACAGCUCGAGACGCGCUGCAUUUUUCGCCUUAGGAAACAACCUUGUUGAGGUAGACCUUCAGACCCAGCGUGUUAUUGCCACGACCAACUUCGAACGGGUGGUAAUGACAAUGUCUGCCGCGAAUCCCACGGUACCGCUUACAGUAGGCACUUUCAAUGGGCUGUACUUGCAUGAUUAUCGCGAAAAGAAUGUACUGCGCAAUCAGCAAGAGGAGGUGGUUGAUCCAUUUCCAACACAGAGCCCCAAUCUCUCCAGUAUACUCGGAGACUGGCAGCCUCUUCCACUUUAUGCCGCUCUUGCUCAGCCCGGUCCGCAAUACAUUCACCAUAUGGACCGACCUGGACAGCGGGAUGAAUUAUCUGAUGACAUCUUCGUAGCGGGUCGAUUUACCAGCAUAUUACAUUAUGACCGGCGCAUGUUCCCUUCCAUUAUGGGUUCACUUCAUUCAGGCGGUCGAUUAUGCAGUCUAACAUCGCUACCAUACCCAUUCUCUAGUGUUGACAGCGACCUCCGUCGACGUCUGGAGCUAACAGAAGAACAAGUCACCAAGUCUAAGAAUACAACCGGCGGCAGAACACUGAUAGCAUGCGGCGAGUACAACACCAAGGGUUCACUUGAGAUCUAUGGGUUGACGUCCACAUUGGAAGAGGGGGGCGAGAUGUAUAUUUCUUACGACUCCACGAUGAAAAAUCGGCAAACUGCCUCUUCUUCAAAGCUUUUAUCAGUCAUUAACCAUGGUAACCGAAUUGUAUUCGCUGAUGGUCAAGGAUAUCUCAAGUGGAUGGAAAGAGAUGGCUUCACAGAGGUGCGGCGUCACAAGAUCGGCAAGGUGGAGAAGGUCACUCACCGCUCUCUGUUUGGGGCGAUGCCGGGGUCGGAUGACAUUGCCCGUAAACUCCUAUCAGCACGGACAGCCGCGGGCAACGGCAUUUGCAAUGACGACGAUAUCUUAAUUUGGACUGGGGAGACGCUGGGGCUGAUUAGCUUCUCGUCCGGAUCCGGUUCAUCCCCUGAGGACUUCGUCGAAAACACCCGAACUCCGGAAGAGAUGGCUGCCGAAGAGGAGGAACAGGUCUAUGCGGAACGGAUGAGGCUUGCAUUGGAACGACAGGCGGACGAGGUACGCUUUGUUCAGAACCUCGGGAUGCCUCGCAAUUAAGCCGAGAAGAGAGUAAUCUGCCCAGAAUGGUAUCUGGGUCAUCAUGGUAUAUAUAUAAGGGCGUCUUAACUACGGCUCUGGCAUGCAUACCCCAGUACCUACAACACUAGGCUUCAGACUAGAAAGAGACUAGAAGAUGGGGUUGGCACACGCAUUAUGUUUUUCCGGCGAACAUGAUUAUGCUACAUUGAUAGGAUGAAGGCAUUCGAAUGCGAUAAAGGUAUAUACACUACAAACAAGGAUAUAUGAAGAGAAGAGAGUGGGUUAACACACCACUAUUUGGUUACGCCUUUCCGCUUCUGACCUCCGAAAAUGAAGCGUGUCUACCAUGCAUCAGUCACGGUAUUACUACGAUAUGCGCUGUAUUGGCUGCGUGUCAGUGUAUGCCCCGACUCCUCACCUUGGUCACCGGUACAGUAGUAGUGUAUGUAAUAGGCGUAUUUGGUGAAAGGCCGUCCAGAGCCGUCCUUUAAGCUAUUACGGAUUCCCGCUUGGCAUCUGGGGUAAGUCAGUAGCGUACCGCGAUCGAAGGAGAGGCUACACCUGGUGCUGUAGGUGUACAUUAUGUAAUAGAAUAUCGCAGAUAGCAGAGCAUAACAAUACUCAUUGCUGUGCAUUUUGGUUGAAAUCGAUGCUGGUGAGCUUGCAU
This is a messenger RNA of Xylaria bambusicola, 2738 nucleotides long. RefSeq lists its product as uncharacterized. NCBI's taxonomy places the organism in Eukaryota, Fungi, Ascomycota, Sordariomycetes, Xylariales, Xylariaceae. Gene Ontology annotation, biological process: protein polyubiquitination. Bases 221 to 2089 code for a protein of 622 amino acids. The record is from RefSeq and is a predicted model, not a curated record. Gene Ontology annotation, molecular function: protein binding. The transcript is spliced from 3 exons.